AAUCCCCAGCCGUAGCCGCUGCCUUAUGAACAAGCAACAAAGCGAAGCGCCCUCCCCCUCGCAUCCCAGACUGUGGAGCCGGCCGACACCGCUGCAGGGGCCGCCGCGGGGAUGCCGAGCGCCGGCGCCGCCGCUCUCUGCGCGCUGCUCGGCUGAAGGCGCACAGGACUCAAUUAUACUGGAAUUGUCAACUCUACCAUUUUAUGUACACGUUUCUCUUCCACUAUGAGAAGAUCAGUUGUAUUGCACAUUUGUCUGGCUUUCUGUAGCCUUCUACUUCUCAACUUUGCCACGCAAUGUCUGGCUUUCCCCAAAAUGGAAAGAAAGGCGAUAGCACUUGUUCAUGAAAAAGGAGGGCAGUCUGAGAGAAUAGACACAGAUGACCUAGAGAAAAACUCCGUUACUUCAAAGUACACUCCUCAACCCAUGGUCUCUGAAGAUCCAGUGAGAGUGUUAGUGGCACCAGCAGCAACGCCAUUAAAUAAAGUAUUUCCUUUUAACAAAGAAACCCAUUUUAUAGGAGCUGGGCUCACGCAACCUCAUAGCCCUGGUGUUGACACUGCUACUGAACCAGUGGUCCCAGCCGGGAAAGAAGUGUUUGGUUCUAGCCAGCCAGAGAGAGCAUCUCCUGAAAGCCAGCUUUCCAAGGCCAUGGUAACCAACCCCAUCACUGCGAUGGCUCUGAAUAUUGAUGAGAAGGAGGAACCCUUCAGUAGUGCCAACAUUCAGCCCAUUGUUGAAGGGACCCCAGAAGCAACACAAGGUUUUCAGAAGUCUGUAGAUAAUCAGUUAUUUACAACUGAAAGUCAGGAAGGAGUUAGUCUGGGACAUUCACCUUCAUCCCCUAUGAAUACUAAAAACAUACUAACCACCAAUCCAAGGACUGAGACAUUUGAAGCAGACACAGAACACAGGACAAUUUCUUUUCCUGGUGCUGAGCCCACAGCAGGCACUGCGCCUGGAAGCCUCAUGCCUGAUGUGCAGAAACCUUCGCAGAUGACAACUGAUGAUACCCAGGCUACUGCCACCAAGAAUGGGCUUGCAACAUCCGAGGACACCCUGAGUGUUGAGCUGGAAACUGACAGCCUGCUGAGAGCCCCAGAAGUCACAGUGAUUGUUGUCGGCACAGCUGUCCCAGCGGCCACUGUUGUAAGUGAUGAGUGGGAUGACACCAAAUUGGAGAGUGUAAGCCAGAUAAAGACCCCAAAGCUGGGAGGCAAUACAGAGACUGGAAUGGAAAUGUCUCAGACAGCCCGAGUGACAGAUAAUGGUAUGGAAGGGGGCGAAGCUUUGACUGAGGCUGCGCACAUGGCUCUAGGGCUGCCUGAAGGGCAAACAUACACAGGGACAGCCUUGCCAAUAGCACACGGGAAUGGGAGAUCCUCGGCUGUCACUGAGCAAAGUUCCUUUUCUCCCACAAGUCUGAUGGAAGAUAUGAAAGUCUCUGUUGUAAACCUGUUCCAAAAUACUGCAGACUUCAUAGAAUCCACCAAGGAAAACCAUGCCAUGUUUUUCUCAGAGACCACUGUUUCCAUCUCACAAGAUGAGUCUGAGGCUUAUCAACCACUGGGAAAUACAUUUAAAGACAUCAUCACUCAAGAGAUGACAACAGCCAUUCAAGAAACAGAAGCCACUUUAUCACUGGUGACACAAGAGCAGCAGGUUUCUACCCUGGAAGUUACCAGAGAAAAUGGUGAGAAUGAGGAAGGAGAGGAGUCCCCCUCUGCCACAUCUGAUGUUCCCGGUGUUACUCAGCUGUUGAGAAGAUGGGAGCCUCUUGCCACUACAGUUUCAACUACAGCUGUACCUCUGUCUUUCGACGUUACUUCCACAGCGGAAGACCUAACGGACACAGCCACAGGGCCCAACGAGGAGUUGUUCACACCCGUUUUGGGCUCUCCUGUGACACCCCCUGGAGUAAUGGAGGAGGCCAGCCUUUCCCCAGCACUUCCUGAUUUUGAGGCAUCCUCUGAGAGGAGGACCGUUGUCCCACCCGUUAGCCGCGUGAAUACGGCUGCCUCAUAUGGCCUGGACCAGCUCGAAUCUGAAGAGGGAGAAGACGAGGAUGAAGAGGAUGAGGAAGAAGAAGAUGAAGAAGAGGAAGAUGAGGAAGAAGACGAAGAAGAUAAAGAUGCAGACUCCCUGGAUGAACGCUUGGAUGGGGACCCUGAGCUCCGUGGGUUUACUCUCCCUGGCAUCACAUCCCCAGAGCCUGGCCUAGAGCAGGACCAUGUGGACCUCCUGGAAGGAGCCACCUACCAGGUUCCGGAUGCCAUCGAGUGGGAGCAGCAGAAUCAGGGCCUGGUGAGAAGCUGGAUGGAAAAACUAAAAGACAAGGUAAGAGAAAUAUUUUCUUUCUUCAGAUUUCCUUUAGAGGGCAUGGCUUUGGCAAAUAAAAGAUUUUUCAGAGUGAUGGAGCUUUAAUUCGUUAUUCCGAUU
Molecule: messenger RNA, 2439 nt
Organism: Hipposideros armiger (great roundleaf bat)
Lineage: Eukaryota; Metazoa; Chordata; Mammalia; Chiroptera; Hipposideridae
Gene: ARMH4
Product: armadillo like helical domain containing 4
Exons: 6
Coding region: 226-2424 (732 amino acids)
Source: RefSeq, a predicted model, not a curated record